AUGAUCAUAAGGCUCUUGAAAUGCUUUAGAUGGCUUUCGGGAUCGGAAUCCCCUUUGAAGCAUGUGAAAGAGGGCGUUGAGAAUCAUUUUGGGGGAGCAGCUUGCUCCAUUUUGGCGGUGAAAGUCUCGAAGUCGGUUAUUCACAAGCUUCUCAAUGUCUGCCGCACACAUGGUUGGUCGGUCACGUUGAUGACCUUUACGAUUUGGGUGAGGCUGAUUAACUUCCUCGUUGGUUUGCAAGGGUCUACCUUCUCGGUUGUGCUGCCUAGGCGGCGUGUUUGUGGACUAUGCUUGCGAUGGAUUUUCUGUAACUUGGCGAUGAGAAUUGGUUCUUCUAGAGCGGUCAGUGGAGUGCCUUUCUUCAUGGUCCUCAUUAUGCGGGCGAGCGUGGAUGGCAAGUUGUGGGCCCAACCUAUCUCAUGCUUGCGACUUGUCGGCAAGCUAAUUGCAUUGUUGUCCAUCUCCUUGUCUGCUUACUCCUACUUGACCUGCUUGGUUCCCAUUGAACUGCCUAUCGGUGUGCUUGUCCAUCAUUCUCUCUUCGCCCUGUUGUUCAAGGCUAAGGAUGAGAGAAAUGUGUGGAGCCCAAUUGCACACGGGCUAGGGUUUCAUUGGAGGUGUAUGCAGGAGCGUGCGUCAAGCGUGGAGGCAAUGGAGGGAAUGCUUGAAGUUGCUCCAAGACCGAGCCUAAGUCGCCAGUGGUAG
Messenger RNA from Prunus armeniaca (apricot), 705 nucleotides. NCBI's taxonomy places the organism in Eukaryota, Viridiplantae, Streptophyta, Magnoliopsida, Rosales, Rosaceae. The record is from the annotation of a GenBank genome assembly.